Messenger RNA from Clavispora lusitaniae ATCC 42720, 735 nucleotides. RefSeq lists its product as uncharacterized. The record is from RefSeq and is a predicted model, not a curated record. NCBI's taxonomy places the organism in Eukaryota, Fungi, Ascomycota, Pichiomycetes, Serinales, Metschnikowiaceae.
AUGAAUUCUUCGCCCCGCAUAUCGCUUGCAGGCGAGAUGGGCGCCGGCCUUAUUGAUGGUGCAGAGCGCGUCAUGCGCGCUGUGGGCGCCUGGAAAAAAGGGCGCGUAUACUCGUUCGCAGUGCCUCAGUGCCGCGAAAAAAUCGCCACCGCCACCUACUCUGACCAAUUCGAAGGCGAUUAUUGGGUGGCGCGCCAAACGGAAUUCCGCGAGUUGGAUCCAAGCACACGCCGAGCUGUGUUUGAUUUGCUCAUGCGUUACAGCGCAGGCAAAGCUGACUUGGAUCACUGCCACACACAGUAUGAGAAAGAGUACAUCGAAGAGCUCGUUCAAAUCCAUCUCACCGAGCAUCCACUUGCGGGCGCACCUGCACAUUACUCGUGCUUCAGCUACUUGGCUCAGCUCGAGUACAAGUUGCAAUGGCCCUUGCUGCGCAGGCGGUUUUGUAAUUUGAUUCUCGUGGCGUGGCACGAAUCGGGAAACUCCGCAUAUGUAAUCAGCUUGGCUGUUUCGCCCGAGGUAGCUGGUGCGCGUCCUGGCAACUUUGUCGAGGCACAAUACUCUGCGGUUGAGCACAUCGAGUUUGACCCGGAGUCAGGCUCUCUUAAGUGGACCAUGGCCACAUGCUCCGAUGCAAAAGGACAAAUCCCCGCCUGGCUUGCGCGUAUGUCCAUGAACGGCGUUGUGGCACAAGACGUUGCGCACUUUCUCCGGUGGGCAGAAACCACCAAAUGA